Closterium sp. Naga37s-1 is the source of this 1722-nucleotide messenger RNA. The record is from the annotation of a GenBank genome assembly. NCBI's taxonomy places the organism in Eukaryota, Viridiplantae, Streptophyta, Zygnematophyceae, Desmidiales, Closteriaceae.
AUGAGGGUCGACAGUGUCCUUCCUGUCACAGUACCAGAUGCUCACUCACCUCUCCCUGCCACUCUUCCAUGCUUCUUCCCUGCUUCUUCCCUACUUCUUCCCUGCUUCUUCCCUGCUUCUUCCUUGCUUCUUCCCUGCUUCUUCCCUGCUUCUUCCCUGCUUCUUCCCUGCUUCUUCCCUGCUUCUUCCCUACUUCUUCCAUGCUUCCUCCUUGCUUCUUCCUUGCUUCUUCCCUUCUUCUUCCCUGCUUCUUCCCUGCUUCUUCCCUUCUUCUUCCCUGCUUCUUUCCUGCUUCUUCCCUGCUUCUUCCCUGGUUCUUCCAUGCUUCUUCCAUGCUUCUUCCCUGCUUCUUCCCUGCUUCUUCCCUGCUUCUUCCCUGCUUCUUCCCUGCUUCUUCCCUACUUCCUUGCUUCUACCCUGCUUCUUCCCUGCUUCUUCCCUACUUCUUCCCUGCUUCUUCCCUGCUUCUUCCCUGUCGUUUGCUUGCUGCGUUUCAUCCCACUCAUCCUCGUUCGCGCUUCAUAUGUCCCGUCCGCCCCCCACACCCACCCUUUAUGUGCCGCACUCCCUGCGAUUCUCAGGGAUGGAGCGUCAACGGAGGACGUAGAGGUGCCAUGGAUUGGGAUGGCUAAGCUUGCUGACUUUGCGAAUGCCACCGGGUAUUGGGCGAGUCAAUGUGCCGUACCGAAUCUGUCAGCUGCUGCUACUGCCAGCACCGGCGCGCAGGCAAGCAUGCUCGGGCAUGCAGAUACCCUGAUAAACGAUUUUCUCGAAGGCCAUUCCGCUCCAGUCUACUAUGAUGAUAUCAACAAUGGGAGCCACACAUCGGACGACCUCAAUGUUGACAUCGCGUCCCUUUCUACUGCAGCAGACGGCUCUUCUGGUGCUGUAGCGAGGCCGACUGUAAAGAGGAUCUCUCCAAAGAAGGAUUUCUUCCUGGUGAGCGGGAUGGCUUGUGGUGAGCGGGAUGGCUUGUGGUCCAACGCCUCGCAGAUCAUCAUAGACGUGCGCGGCAACGGGGGCGGCUCCGUACAAGCGGCGUACAGAGCCGUGCGCCUACUCAUGGGGGCGGCCAAGGUGCCAGACACGCAGCUCAUGCCGCCCAUGGACUUUGUCAUCGGCACGACGUACACGGAGAAUGCCAUGGGCGUGCUGGCAGUGGACAACACCACGGCGCCGCACUACUACCUCGGCCUCUACACGGACCUCAACGGCACCCACAUCGCAAGCGCCUUCGACUACGCGCCUUUCCGCCAGCUGCGCUUCACACAGGCCGGCCGUGCGGGGACCUACUCGGCGCCGUUCAAGUUCGACCACAAGGGGCAGCUGCCCGUGAAGGAAGAGCAGCCAGUGUUUGGCGACCGCCCCUUCCUCGUGCUCUCCGACGGAGACUGCUUCUCCACCUGCGCUGUCCUCACGCACCUCCUGGGGAAACGCCACAAAGUACCCAUGGUAACCGUGGGUGGUUUGCCCAACCAGCCCCUUGACGUGAGCUCCUCGUGCCUCGGGUUCACCCUGACUGACUCCUAUGCGAUGGCUGAAGGCCUGUACAAACUCGCUGCCACGGACCCACAGAAGGGGUCAAUGCCUCUCAAGGUUCAAGGGGGCGUUAGAAUGGCGUUCACCAACGCGUAUGUGGAUUCAGAGAUUCCGUGCGAGUUUGAGUUCCUGCCCAGCCAGCACCACAUCAACUACACCGUUGAUCUGAUUGCCAAGCCCUAG